AUGCCUAGUUUCUUUGGAGGGGUUACUGGAAGAGGUGUCUCGACUCUCUUUGAGAUACGUCUUGACGAGGAAAUUAUCGUACUUCGAGGGGGUGAAAAUGAAGCUUCGAGUCAAUUGAUCAAGGGGUCGGUAGUCCUAUGUCUACCAGCUGCUUUGAAAGUUGAAGAUGUACAUCUUCGUAUGACCGGUCAACUAAAAGUUGGUUGGAACGACCAACGUGUUACGCCUACCGGUAUUUCAAAUAAUCGAGUCGACAAAAUCACCGAGAUAUUCAGUCAUCGAUGGGCUCCAUUUGUAGGUGGAGCAGGACCUGGUUCUUCUUCGAAGGGAUUGCUUCUACCGGCAGGCAAUUACGAAUGGCCAUUCGAGCUCGUCAUUCCAGGAUCUAUGUCAGAGAGUGUAGAAGGGCUGCACGACAGCCACAUCAUUUACAAGUUGAAGGCAACAGUUGCUAGAGGAAAAUUGGCAUACGAUUUACAUGCUUGGAAGCCGGUCCGAAUAGUUCGAACUUUGGAUCCUUCAGCACUAGAAUUGGCCCACGCAAUGACAGUCGAGAACGUUUGGCCCAACAAACUCGAAUACCAGCUGAUUAUCCCACAAAAGGCUAUAGUAUUCGGUACUGCGAUCAGUGUCGAGAUGAGAUUUACCUCUCUACUGAAGGGCUUGAAAAUCGGCAAGAUAAAGUGCCAUUUGAUUGAAGUACAAGAAUUCAUACUCCCAGGAAAUUCUACAACUUCGGACAGGUAUUGGAAGCAUUCGAGAGAUGUGGACGCCUGGACCUUUGAAUUGAACGAAGAAGAGGAUUAUCAAGAUAUGCUCGAUGACAGUGGACAAGACGGGUUCAAAUUGACCGAAUUUAUGCCAUUGCCAAAGAAGUUGAGCAGAUGCAUACAAGAUGUGGACGUCCAUGGAAUUAAAAUCCGCCACAAGGUAAAAUUCAACAUUGCGUUACACAACCCAGAUGGGCAUAUUUCAGAGCUACGCGCAACAUUACCAGUCACGAUAUUCAUUUCUCCGAAUAUGCCAUUGACUGCCGAGGGUGCUCUAGUGGACCAGACACCAACAAGUACCACUCAGGCAGCCGCAGUAUCAACACAUGCACCACCCCUUUAUGGCGAGCACGUAUUAGAUCAACUUUACGCCGAUAUGGACCAAUCUGGAUUAAUGACCCCUAUGCCACAAUCUGGCAUGAAUACCCCCUUUUAUGCUCAGUCCCGUGCAGGUUCAUCGGAGAAUCUUGCCUCCAUGAACAACACUCAACAUCCGGCCGGUGCGGUCCUUCCCGCAGCAUUGUCAUCUAGGCUUCAAAAUUUGAACACGAACUUAAAUUCUGGACACAGAAAUAGUAGCUUUUUACGGCGGUAUGGAGGGUCUGGAUCUGGAGGAACUACCCCUCACCCUCAAGACGACCACCAGGGAGGUUAUUUCGAUUCACAUCAAGGCCCAUCUGCUUCUUCAACAAAUGCUAGGAGUAAUCCCCUUAGUCGACGGGGAAGUUUCACGGAUGAUCAUCAUACAGAUGCCACUAGUACCACCUUGAGCAGCGGACAUCAUACCCCCGAACAUUUAGAUUACGAGGGAUUGGAAGAUUUGACCAAAGUUCCUUCCUAUACCACGGCUCUCAAAACACCUGUAAGAGGAUUGAGCUACACCGAAGCACUACCCAACUACGAUUCUGCCGUUUCAGCACCUCCAAGCCCAACGUUACUGGCGAGCACCAGUCCAAAUACACCGUAUGAGCAUCCAUUGGACGGGGGACAUUCACAUGGACAUUCACAAUCACAAUCACAAUCAAGUUCGCACACAAAUUCGCAUGCACAUGCAGACACGCAUAGACAUCACGGACCAGGCUUUCUGAGGAGGAAUCCAUUUUCUAGUAUGGGAUUUACCCCGCUACAUCCACCAGCACAAGCACAUCUAGGAGAAGGGGAGGAGAGGAGAAGAUUGCACUUAUUGCAGCACAGAGAUCGGGUACAUUGA
Sclerotinia borealis F-4128 is the source of this 1980-nucleotide messenger RNA. Lineage: Eukaryota; Fungi; Ascomycota; Leotiomycetes; Helotiales; Sclerotiniaceae. The record is from the annotation of a GenBank genome assembly.